This is a messenger RNA of Boeremia exigua, 1947 nucleotides long. RefSeq names its product tRNA-splicing ligase RtcB-domain-containing protein. The transcript is spliced from 2 exons. The record is from RefSeq and is a predicted model, not a curated record. Gene Ontology annotation, molecular function: RNA ligase (ATP) activity. Lineage: Eukaryota; Fungi; Ascomycota; Dothideomycetes; Pleosporales; Didymellaceae. The coding region runs from base 205 to 1857 and encodes 550 amino acids. Gene Ontology annotation, biological process: RNA processing.
CGAUGCUGAAUGGGUGAAGAUGAGUCGAAUCGCGCUAGUGAUCUCUCACCGCGCAGUACAAAUACCACCUGCGCUUCCACGGCAGCCAACCCCAGUCCUAGUUGUUGUUGACGAUCAGCCACCUGCUAAUACAGCUUCAUUUCGUAUCCUGCUCGAAAGACGCUGCUACUUUCAACACAUCUUGCUCCUGCUGACGUUCGCACAAUGGCAACGCGCGUCACAGUUGCGAACAACGCGAAGCAGUCGCAAAAGACUCCACUAGUGAUUCCUGCGUCCCUCACGACAGACCCUGCAGCCGCGAGUUCUGUACGCGCACUGGUCUUCAAAACUGCACAGUCCAAAUUAAAAGUGAAGAAGCCGUCACGGGUCUUCGUCAAGCAGACCGGAUAUGAGCUAGUCAACGAGCAAGACUGGAAGAGCAGCAUGAGCAAUGAUAUCGUGCUGCUUGUAUCUAGCGGAGAAGAGUAUGUUGGUGUUGGAAAGGAAACAGUGGUUCAUGAGGAUGUAAACUCCAGUUGUCCCGUCGAAAUUCUCGCAUCUAAUGCAGAAGUCGAGUCGCUCGCCAUAACACAGCUUGAUACUACAGCUCACACUCUUCCCGGAAUCAUUCAUGCCGUGGGCCAACCAGAUCUGCAUCCAGGCACCAAGUUUCCCAUAGGCGCCGUCUUUGCUUCGAAAAAAUGGAUUCACCCACCACUCAUCGGUGGGGACAUCGGAUGUGGUAUGGCGUGGUAUAGGCUUGCCUUAUCCAGAAGUCAAGUCGAUGGCGACAAGGGCAAGAAGGUCGCCGAGAAACUGCGUGGACUCGAAGGGCCAUGGCGCACACAAGAGAAUCGAGAAUUAUGGCUGCAAGACCGGGAAGGCAGCUGCUCCGCAGGCGAAGAGUGGGAUAGCUCGCUAGGAACCAUCGGUGCAGGCAACCACUUCGCAGAGAUACAGGUAGUGGAAGAGUCGUCCAACCCCUCCCAUGAGGGUAUCCGCCAAAACGAUGUUGUGUUACUGGUCCACUCAGGUUCACGCGGCUACGGUGGCAGCGUGCUUAAGAAAUAUACAGCUGAUUCACAAGCCAGCCUAGAGGAGGGAAGCCCUGAAGCAAUUGCAUACCUGGAAGAGCACGACAAGGCAUGUCGAUGGGCAAAGGCGAACAGGGACCUGAUCGCUCUACGCUUCCUGGCUUGCCUUGAGCCUGGUAACGAGAACUGGCAAUUAGGAGUCUCUGAUCCUGAUAGCUCGACUGACAUUCAUCUUACGAUGAUUGAGGAAAGCAAGUUGGCCCUGCAAGCACGGAAGGUGGUCGACAUCUGGCACAACAACGUCGAACGGGUACAGUGGCCUCCUUCAGCACUACCAUCUUCCGCAUCAGGCUUGGCAGAGGUUACAAGCAACCUUUCACUUAAAGAAAAUGAACGCACCCAGGAGUACGUCUACAUCCAUCGCAAAGGUGCCGCACCUACCUACGACCCAAGGACGCACCUGCCACUCGCCCUUCUGCCUCUUCCGGGAUCUCGAGGAACACCGACCCUCAUUCUCCAGCCUUCUUUCUCGGAAGCUACGUCAUGGGGACUCAAGAAUGCGUUAUCUUUGGCUCACGGUGCUGGGCGAAGCAUGUCUCGAGCGAAAGCACUGUCGUCUCUGUCCCAGAAGUACAGAGGUCAGAAUAUUCUGCAACCAAGAGCUGGAGAGGCCGAAGGUACCUGGGUGAUCUGCGACGAGAAGGACUUGGUGUUCGAAGAGGCUCCUGAUGCGUAUAAGGAUGUCCAAGCUGUGGGUCAGGACUUGGUGGAUGCUGGUGUCGCAACUAAUAUUGGCUGGUGCAGGGCGAGAGUAAGCUACAAAGUGCGCAACGAGACCCGCUGAUUGCAAACAUAGUCACACACGCAAUCUCGCGGUCAUCCGGCAGUGUGAUCCGAAAGCUGCGAUAUUGUGAUGAGCGUUAGCCAAGAAUGC